CAAUCGACCACUGGCGAUUCCAACCAAAGCAACAACGAGGUGCAUGCGGUCUGCAGCUCGUACUCUACUCCAGACAAUCCCUAGACAACUCUAUCGCCCCAGCGCGCUCCCCACUCCGAGACUCUACACCCUUCGCGCAAUGUCAGCUGCCGCAUCACCAACAUCAACACCCCCGCCGAAGCGGGUCCGCGCCGAGUCGCCUUCUGCCGAUGUCAAGGAGGAGGCCGCCAUGAACAGCACUGUGGACCCGUCCUCGUCCAAGCCCGCACCAAAGCAGCAGCAGCAGCAGCGCAAGAACAACGGCCCGCAGGGCAAGGGCAAGCGUAAGCGCAACCGCCGCGUUCUCCCCGACCCCUACUCGCCCGGAGACAUCCUGUACCACGACGUCGUCGACUUCCUCGGCAAGGAGUACACCGACGCCGUGCUCGCCAAGGGCGACGACAGCGAGUGGGACGCGCCCGUGGAGCUGGAGCGGUUUUCCGAGAUUGAGCUGACCGUCGGCGUCAUGACCGUUUCUGGCGAGAGCUUGUCGUUGUACGAGAAGGACGGCAAGAAGUGGGCCAUUGUGGUGCCCUUCGCCCACCCCGGGGACAAGAUCCGGGCCAAGAUCAUCCAGAACCAACGGUUCAGCACCUCGGCCGACCUGGUCGAGAUUGUCGAGUACUGUGACGACCUGCGUGGUGGAGAGGGCGACCGCAGGAAGAACCCCGAGGCGGGGUGCAAGUACUUUGGCGAGUGUGGCGGUUGCCAGCUCCAGCCCGUUCCGUACGCCCUGCAGCUCAAGCACAAGCAGCGCACCGUCGACCUCGCGUACAAGCGCUACUCGCUCCUUGACGCGGCCAAGGUGCCCGAGAUCCUGCCUACGAUUGCCAGCCCGAAGCAGUGGGCCUACCGUACUAAGAUCACACCGCACUUUGACGCCGUCCCCAAGUGGGCCAAGGCGCAGGAGGCCGCCAAGGAGGAGAACCCCGAGGACGCGUCGCUUAACGCUGAGAGGACGUGGACGUGCAAGAUUGGCUUUGACCGCAAGGGAAUGCCGGGUGUCUUGGACAUUGAGGAGUGCCCCAUUGCCACAGACGUGUUGAAUGCCAAGCUUGGCCCCGAGCGCCAGCGGAUCAAGGAGACGAUCUCCACCUUCAAGCGUGGCGCCACUCUCUUGCUACGAGACUCGCUUCCUGCUCCCGACCCGCUGCCGUCGAAGGAGAAGCCGUUUGAUGUCUCCACGUUCGACGCCAACACCCCCCAUAUUGCGGUUACCAACCACAAGGAAGCUGUGUACGAGAAGGUUGGCGAUUACCUCUUCUCGUUCUCGGCUGGCUCGUUCUUCCAGAACAACAACUCGAUCCUCAUCCCGCUCACCGACUACGUCAAGAAGGCCAUUUUCCCACCAGGGUCCACGGCCAAGCGCCCCACGCACCUGGUUGACACUUACUGCGGCUCUGGACUGUUCGGCAUCACACUGUCGCCCGAGUUCGAGCGCAUCGCCGGUGUCGACGUCUCUCCAGAGGGCAUUGCCGCCGCAGGGAAGAACGCGGGUAUGAAUGGACUCCAGGACAAGACGACUUGGCUGUGUGGCAAGGCCGAGGACAUCUUCGGUGGACUGGCAGAGAAGGGCUUUGGUGGCGAGCACUCUUGCAUUGUCAUUGACCCCCCUCGCAAGGGAUGCGACACGCCAUUCCUCGAGCAGUUCCUCAACUUCAAGCCCCUGACGGCGGUGUAUGUCUCGUGCAACGUCCACACGCAGGCACGCGACAUUGGAUGGCUCAUCAACGAGUCGGAGAAGCGUGGUGAGGGCAAGUGGCGUUAUGAGCUCGAAAGCCUGCGCGGCUUUGACCUGUUCCCUCAGACAGCGCACGUCGAGAGCGUCGGCGUGUUGAGACUCGUGGAGACAAACUAGACUCUAUAUCAUAUUUGUAUCAUGCAUGGGUAUCCGGGUACA
Vanrija pseudolonga is the source of this 1939-nucleotide messenger RNA. It is a transcript of the gene SPAC4G8.07c, whose product is annotated as tRNA (uracil(54)-C(5))-methyltransferase. Gene Ontology annotation, biological process: tRNA processing. Lineage: Eukaryota; Fungi; Basidiomycota; Tremellomycetes; Trichosporonales; Trichosporonaceae. Bases 44 to 1897 code for a protein of 617 amino acids. The record is from RefSeq and is a predicted model, not a curated record. Gene Ontology annotation, molecular function: tRNA (uracil(54)-C5)-methyltransferase activity, S-adenosyl methionine-dependent. The transcript is spliced from 4 exons.